This is a messenger RNA of Tremella mesenterica DSM 1558, 1287 nucleotides long. RefSeq lists its product as uncharacterized. The record is from RefSeq and is a predicted model, not a curated record. NCBI's taxonomy places the organism in Eukaryota, Fungi, Basidiomycota, Tremellomycetes, Tremellales, Tremellaceae. The transcript has a single exon. Bases 1 to 1287 code for a protein of 428 amino acids.
AUGACGGAAGACCAUUCCACUGUCAAACCCAGUACCUCUUCUUUCGGGUCUUAUGGCUUUAGUGACCGAGGAAAAGCUUUCGAGAAGAUGAAAAAUACUGUCGAUUGGUCGUCUUUUGGCAACAAUAUUCCAAAGCAGGUUCAGCCUCCAGCAGAUCCUCAAAAAUUGACAAAGGCCGAUUUCGAUAGAUUUAUCAAAGCAUUUAUUGAGGCUUCUACUGCGAACUCGGAGUUGGUCACAGACCCGGUCACCUCUUCCAACUUCGUUUCUCCCAUGACUACUCUCACCCCUACUGAAUCCAAUCGAGAGUCCAGUGUCGAUAUGCCCGAUGAAGAUAUCAAUCAGUUCAUGAGUGAUGUAAUGUCAAUUCCAGUUGAUUCGCCUACCACCGGAACUGUGCCCCUUGAUAUCAAUCAGGCUUCUGGAGGGAAUAGGGUCAGUCUUGCGAUAACUCGCCCUUUGGCCGAACGAAGGGGUCAUUCGCCACUCUUCAUUUCCAAACACCAACUGAACUCGACACACAAAUCUUCGUUGUGUGUUUCUCGACCAGACUCACUCAAGGGAAGGAGUCAUAGAAUGGAACCAUAUCCUUCUACAAGUACUCGUCGACAAGAGAAAGAACAUCGGAAUGGACACAGUGAUUUGGGCGAAGAGGAUCUCAACCAUUCCACUCCUGAUGAUUCACAUAUCGACAACCCAGUCGCUCCCGAAAGUAAUUCCCAGACACAACCUACCAAACCUAAACGUGCACAUAUGUUCGACGUGGACCCAAUCACCGGUUCAUUAACAUCCACUAAGUUCAACGAGCGCCGAUGGUAUCGGGCUCACCGAAGACAAAUCAUGAACUGGCGAGCUGAGAAUAGCGCUCCGAUGAUCUGGCCUUGGAAAUGGUGGAAUACCUUGACUGUUUCGGAGAAAGAAGGAUGGCAAGUCGAAAUGAAAGUCAUCCGAGAACGAGCAAGAGAUGUCUGGAUUAAAGAGGUAGUGGAAAGAACCGUAUUUGAACAAACGGCAAAAGCUGAGGGAAUAGCGAAACAACGAAAACUGUCAACUUCCGAAAUCGAAAGUAUCACUUAUGAGACACUCGAGGAUCAUGGUAUGGGAGAAUUGUUCACUGCUGAUUGUUUUUUGGGGGCUUUGGGUCGUGAACAGAAGAAUGUGCGAAGUGAUAGAUUAUGGAUAGUAGAAGGAGAAAGUUCCAAUGAAAGAGGGAACAAAGGUAAAGAGGUUGAAUAUGAGUCAUUCAUGUCGACUUUGACAUUCACAACAGAUCCAGCAGACGAGUGA